This is a messenger RNA of Candidozyma duobushaemuli, 2190 nucleotides long. RefSeq names its product guanine nucleotide exchange factor. The transcript has a single exon. Gene Ontology annotation, biological process: vesicle-mediated transport. The record is from RefSeq and is a predicted model, not a curated record. Gene Ontology annotation, cellular component: endocytic vesicle; cytosol. Gene Ontology annotation, molecular function: ubiquitin binding; small GTPase binding; guanyl-nucleotide exchange factor activity. Lineage: Eukaryota; Fungi; Ascomycota; Pichiomycetes; Serinales; Metschnikowiaceae. The coding region runs from base 1 to 2190 and encodes 729 amino acids.
AUGUCGUUCAACAACCCCUUGGGCUUCAAUGUGUCCAAGGCUAUUCCGACAACAUCAACGACAAACACCAAUACCACUUCCACAGUAACUUCACAAACCGCCUCCCCCGCCCCAUCGAAGCAUGAAUCAGAGCCCGAAAGGCCCAACUUCAAGGAUGUUCAAGAGGCCAAACGACCCCCUAGUUCGUCAAGCUCAUCUCCAAAAGUGCUUCAGCCUGCAAUGGCCACAGGGAUAAGUGACGUGACCCCUACGACCGUCAGUGUCACCGAAGGAACGAACGGAUCGAGAGAGAAGACCGAUUUGAUUGGAUUAUUCGAUAAGUUCGACGUUAACAAGGCAAACGACAAAAACAACACGGAAGAGAACGAAGAGGCCGAGAUUGACUCUUUGGAGGAGAAGAUGAGGCAGUUCAAGCCAAAGGCCAGGCAAGACUCAAACAUGUCUACCUUGGACGACAAAGUUGAGGAGAAGGAGCAUUUGAGCACUCAUCUUGAGAGUGAUCAGAAGACAGAUGAAGUGUCACAUAUUGAAGGAGAUCAUUUGGAUGUUGAGGGAAAUGUAUCACAGGAGCCGGUUCAAGAGACUUCUGUGGAAUCGCUGGAUAAAGAUCCUAAGUCGACAGAGCACAAAUCUGCUGAAUCCACUCUGCUUAAUAAAGAUGAAAGCGACCUGACAUUGCCAGAUACAGGGGACCCUGCAAAUGAGGAGUCCCUGAAGCAGAAUACUGCUGCAUUCCAAACUAACGCCGAAAACGAAGAUACAUUGGAGGCACCACCUCUUGCUCAAACCGAAUACGAAGGGGCCGGAGAUGAGGAUGUGUUACUGGGCACGCAGCUGGAAACAGUUGAAGAUUUUCAGCUAAAGGACGAUGAGCUCUCUCUCGAGGCUCCGACUUCUGCACCUGUUCGUCCCAGAAAUAAGCGAAACAAUUCUAUCCAAAGAGCCUACAACACGAUUAAUCCCCAAGAACAAUAUCAGAAAUCGCAUAACCCUUUUGACUUCCAAACAUUCUUAUCCCACAUAAGAAAGAAGCCAGCCAACCCAAUUGUGCGUUACAUUAGGUCCUUUUUGGUUUCAUUUACGAGACAAGCUCCAAGCAUGAGUACAGCACAAAGAAUCAAGGCUGUGAGACAAUUUAAACAAUUCAUCAAAGGUAAGUUCGAGGAAUACGAGCCUUUUGCCUCAAUGAAUAACAAAGAUCUUGAAAAUUCCAACGAAGGUAUCGAGAAACUCAUCAUGAACCGCUUAUACGAAUACUGCUUCUCACCAGAAGUAUUCAAGAAGUAUGGAAAUCAAACUCAGGAAUCAUUCUUGCAGGACUUGAGAGAAGACUUGAAAUUUGCCAGCUGCCUAGACAAGUUCAGCUGGGUUCUGGGAAAUCAUCUCGAUAUUGAUCUCAACGAAAUUGCUCAAAGAAAGAAAGAGACUUCAAGUGACAGUCUCAAUUACUUGGACCAUGCUAUCAAAGAACUUAACAAGAUGAACAGCUACAGAGCACCUAGGGACAAGAUCAUCUGCAUUCUCAACUCGUGCAAAAUAAUAUUCAGCUUGCUUCGGGUAAGCAAACAAGAGACAAACGCUGAUGCGUUUAUACCACUUCUCAUACUUGUGAUCAUCCGCGCCAAAACACCUAAUAUCAUAAGCAAUGUUCACUACAUCGAGAGGUUCAGAGGAGAGGAAUGGUUAAUGCAUGGAGAGACGAGCUACUAUCUUUCGUCACUCCAGGGAGCUCUUUCAUUUAUUCAAAAUAUCACUAAGGACGAUCUUACUGUUUCAAGCGAGGAAUUCGACGCCAACAUUGAGGCAUGGGAGGCUGAUGUCAAGCAAAGGCCGCCCGAAUUGGUGAUUCCUGAGCCUCAAGCAUCUGAGACUAAUGCUGCACCGGUUAUACGACAAAACUUGUCGCCCUCUAGUGUCUUGAUGGCCAGCGCCGAAACGGUCAAGAACUCCAUCACUAAUUAUUUAUCGUCACCACCACCGCCAGAGUCGAAUGAAGAGCCACGAGAAAACCAGAGGGAAUCGGCGCCCGCGCCAGGCCCAUCAGAGGAAGAUAUUGACGCUGCUUUCCAACAGCUUUCAGAGAUGUUCCCAUCUCUUGACAAGAUAAUUUUGAGAGACCUCGUUGUUAUGAACGAUGCAAAGGUCGAGAAAACUCUCGAUAUUUGUUUACAGCUUGUUAAUGAGAGCUAA